CACUGGUGGCUAAUAAUACUCAGAGAGACAUGGCAGCUUCUUCUUCUACCUCGUGCUCUCUGCUGUUGCUGCUGGUGGCGACGACGAUCUAUGCGAUGUCGUUGCCCUGCACCUGCGCGGCCAACGCCGGUUCGUCUCGCCACCUGACUGCCGGCUUCAUCCGUGUCAAGCUGAACGAGUCGCAGUUCGUGGUGCAGAAGCCCUACAACGUGCCGCUCCAGCAGCGGUACGAGCAGCGCGACGGCGUCCGGCGCAUGUGGGUGUUCGCCACCGACAAGCCCAUCAGCUCCACCCACCCCGGCGGCGCACGCACUGAGAUCAAAGUGAACAAGAUCUACAGCUCCGGCGUGUGGCAGUUCGAGGGCGACAUGUACGUGCCGUCGGGCACGUCGGGGGCGUCGGUGAUGCAGAUCUUCGGCGCGGCGACGCACGCCACGACGCUGAUGCUGCACGUCUACGACGGCCGGCUCACCUACUACCACGACCUGACCAAGGUGGUGGCGGACCGCGUGUACAACCGGUGGAUCCGGCUCAACGUCGUCCACGACGUCGCCGCCGGGAACGUCACCGUGUUCGUCGACGGCGAGAGGAGGCUGAGCGCCCCCGGCCAAGGCGGGAAGGAGCACUACUUCAAGUUUGGCGUGUACAAGCAGUCGCAUAACCAUCCGUCGCACCGCAUGGAGUCGCGCUGGAAGAACGUCGCCAUCUACACCAAGCUAUGAACAGAUUAAACGUCGUCGUCUCGUUGCGGAUAUGGUAGUGUGUGUGUGUGUGUGUGUGUGUGUGUGUGUGUGUGUGUGACGAUGACACACGAUCAUAUUGAUGGAAACAUGGAUCCGAUCGAUGUGUGAACUGUGAUGAUAUGGAGGACGUCUCACGUGUCUCCAGCUAGUGAAUUGAAUAAGGGAGUAGUAGCGGCUGUAUGUGAGUAGUGAAUAAGUUAAAUAUGUAUCAAAUUUAUAA
This is a messenger RNA of Sorghum bicolor (sorghum), 963 nucleotides long. Its product is annotated as citrate-binding protein. The record is from RefSeq and is a predicted model, not a curated record. Bases 30 to 722 code for a protein of 230 amino acids. The transcript has 2 exons. Lineage: Eukaryota; Viridiplantae; Streptophyta; Magnoliopsida; Poales; Poaceae.